CUGAUACACCCUAAGCCAGAGCAGCACACCCGGGAACCUAGCAGAGUUGCAGCGCCGCCCGGAUCCAAGCGCCGGGAGCCAUGUACGACCCAAAGCGCCGCUGGAGCCUGUCGUUCGCAGGCUGCGGCUUCCUUGGCUUCUACCACGUGGGGGCUACGCUGUGUUUGAGCGAGCGCGCCCCUCACCUCCUCCGCGAAGCGCGCACUUUCUUCGGAUGCUCGGCCGGUGCACUGCAUGCAGUCACCUUCGCAUGCAGUCUCCCUCUCGACCAGAUAUUGGAGAUCCUCAUGGACCUCGUGCGGAAAGCCAGGAGCCGCAACAUUGGUACCUUCCACCCAUUCUUCAACCUUAACAAGUGCAUCCGAGACGGGCUCCAGGAGGUCCUCCCAGACAAUGUCCACCAGAUCAUUUCCGGCAGGGUUUACAUCUCGCUCACCAGGGUGUCAGAUGGAGAGAAUGUGCUGGUGUCUGACUUCCAGUCCAAAGAUGAAGUGGUGGAUGCCCUAGUGUGCUCCUGUUUCAUCCCCCUCUUCUCUGGCCUAAUCCCUCCUUCCUUCAGAGGUGAGCGGUACGUGGAUGGAGGAGCAAGCGACAACAUCCCUGUGCUAGAUGCCAAAACCACCAUCACAGUGUCCCCUUUCUAUGGCGAGCAUGACAUCUGCCCCAAAGUCAAGUCCACCAACUUCUUCUAUGUCAAUAUCACCAACCUCAGUCUCCGCCUCUGCACUGGGAACCUCCAUCUUAUUUCCAGAGCAUUCUUCCCACCUGAUGUGAAGAGGAUGGGAGAGCUGUGCUUUCAAGGGUACCUGGACGCCUUCCGGUUCCUGGCAGAGAACGGCAUCUGUAAUGGGCCCCAGCCCAGCCUGAGUCUGUCUAUAGAGGAGAUGGAGCCUGAAGGCCCAAGACCCUGCUUAGAAAACAGCAGCCUCUUAGGGGACAAGCUGCCAGUCAGCCUGUGCCUUACCGCUGUACCCUGGGAUGAGAAUAUCCGGAAGACCCUGUCCCCCAAACUCAACACAGCUUUGAGUGAAGCAAUUAAGGACAGGGAGGGCUACCUGAGCAAAGUCUGCAACCUCCUGCCCAUCAGGAUCCUGUCAUACGUCAUGCUGCCCUGUACUCUACCCGUGGAGUCGGCCAUCGCUGCAGUCCACAGGUUGGUGAUGUGGCUUCCUGACAUCCCUGAUGAUAUUCAGUGGCUACAAUGGGCCACAUCCCAGGUUUAUGCCCGAAUGACGAUGUGUCUGCUUCCCUCUACCAGGUAAAUAC
Acomys russatus (golden spiny mouse) is the source of this 1266-nucleotide messenger RNA. It is a transcript of the gene Pnpla3, whose product is annotated as patatin like phospholipase domain containing 3. NCBI's taxonomy places the organism in Eukaryota, Metazoa, Chordata, Mammalia, Rodentia, Muridae. Gene Ontology annotation, molecular function: triacylglycerol lipase activity. Bases 81 to 1262 code for a protein of 393 amino acids. The transcript is spliced from 8 exons. The record is from RefSeq and is a predicted model, not a curated record. Gene Ontology annotation, biological process: triglyceride catabolic process; lipid homeostasis. Gene Ontology annotation, cellular component: lipid droplet; membrane; cytoplasm.